GAAUUUGUAGUUUCUGUCACCAAUGUACACACUGAUAAAACAAGACAUCGUAAACUGUGAUCAUUUUGGUUAAGUGACUUCAACUUUAACCAUUUUCAGUGCUGAAUCCAGACGUAUGCAGACUGAUCCAAGUGCAGCUUUAAAGAAAACCACAAGAGGUCAUUGUUGUUUCAUAGAAAAAAUAUGUACUAGCUAGUCUACUAGCGGUUCCUCAAGACUGUCAGAGAAAGAAAGAAAGACAGAAACAAAGAGAGAAAGAAAGAAAGACAGAAACAAAGAAAUAAAGAAAAAGAGUAGCCAAAACAUUUCAGUAUUUUUUAUUUGCGCUGUUGCUGGAUGCUUAUUCUGUCUUCUCCAUCAGUUUCCUGUGUCACAUUUAAAUGUCCGCAAAGCAUGCUGGGAACUACCGAGGUUUAGUCUUCGCAGUUAUUCAGUAAAGAUAAUCCAUUAUCAGUGCUUUGGGGGAACCCCUCCUCCCUCCUCCCCCGCAGAGGAUGCGGGACAGUCUGACUGGUCCUGAGCUCUUGACUCCUCUCGGCUCAGAAGCGGUUGCGAUCAUCCUGAGAAUCUCACCGGAAUCUCGCUCUGGGAUCAGGUUUCUUCUGUUUUUCUGGCUUUACCCCUCCGCUCCAAGUCUGGAUUUGUGACAUCAUGACGGAAUAUUGAGGAUAGUUUUAAUUAUGGUUCGCUUUAAAUGUCCAUGUUUACGGAGCUGCAGCUGAGGUUUCAUUUGAUGUCGGACUGGAUUAUUUCAGCGUGAUGGAUACACAUGAGAGCGCAGUGCUCAAACUUUUUGUUGUUGGGAUUUUGGUCAAUGUCUGGAUGAUGAGAGGCCUGUCAGCCACUGACAGUUUCAGCACAGAGCCCACCCCCCUCUGGCCGAGGAAAGCCUGCAAUGAGUCACGUCUGCAGUGGGAGGUGGAGAUCUGUGGAGAGGACUUCAAGCGCGACAUGGCUCACAUAGAUCCACAGUACUGGUGUAACCUCACACACUUCAUCAGUGAGUACCACCUCUUCACCCUCUGCACAGAGACCAAGUCCCAAAUUGUCCACUGCUACUGGCCCAAUCCACUAGUGGAGAGCUACAUCAUCCGCGUACACAAGCACUUUUUCUCCAACUGUACCAUGGAACAGGUAGUGUGGGUGGACCCGCCGGAUGACACGCUCACCAUCCUCAUCCUCAUCCCUGUUUUCCUCACCAUGGCAAUGAUUGCCCUGGUGGUCUGGUGCAGCAAGAGGAGUGAUAUCCUGGCCUAGGAAGGGAGGAGGAUGGAAGGGGAUGGAGAAGGACUGAGGUCACAGUCCCAGCCUCUUGACUGAAACAGCACUGGACACAUCAAAGGAGUUGCUGCUGGUGAGACGUUCCAUCAGUGGCUCUGCAAACCACCCAAGCGCCCUGUGAAGACAAGGAAAGCGGUCCCUGGCUGUUUUUUAAAACUUUUCAUGUAUAAAACAUCUUACAUUGGCCUGCAAUACUAGAAGAUGGAUACCACCCGUCUGCUAAAUAUUAACAUACAGCCAGCAGCUGAUCCACUGGUGGAGAGCUAGCUUAGCAUAAAGGCUGGAAGCAGGGGAAAACAGCUAUACUGGCUCUAUCUAAAGGCAAAAGAAAAACUGCUUACCAGCCUUUUUUUAAACUCACCGAUUAACACAUUUAAUUUCUUUAAUGUAACUUCAAACAACAACUCGCCGUUUGAUGGUGUGUUAUGUCCAGUUUAGGAAACUAGUGGAGACUCCAGGCAGGUUAGUUUUGGAAAGAGCCAGGUUAGCUCUUUAACACUGUUUUCAGUCAUUAUACUAUACUUAUACUAAGCUAAGCUAGCUAGCAGCUAGCUCCAGCUAUGUAUUUAUCAGACAGACAUGUAUGGUAUCAAUCUUCUUUUGUCCCCAAAUAUCAAAGUAUUUCUUUAAUUGAAUGUGUUUCUGAAUGGGGAACUCUCCUUUAAAUUGUGGGCAAUGUCUCCUGUUUGCCACAGAUACAGGGCAGUCUCUGUCUCUCUCUGCAACAGGGACAAAGACCUAAUUGAGACACAGAGGAUGUUGGUGGUUUGAUGCCUUCGUCACUUAUCAGGGAAACUGACCAGUGGGGCAGUUCACCAGAUCUUGUUGCGUUUGGUCAUUCAGAUCAUGGAUCUGAAGCGUGGACAUCGUAGAUUCUUGUCAGAGAACUAUAUUGUUGCUGAAGGCCAAAGUAUCCACCAAGCAUCAGAAGCAUCGAUUGAACUCAAGACUUCCAGAGGACACUUGUUAAAUAUUUGAACUUGAUACUGUUUGAUGGCUUGGAAGGAUGAAAAAGAUGCCAAAUUUUGACUUAAUAUUGAUUCUGCAGGUUUGAUCUUACUGUUGACUUACUGAAUGGACAGAAAAAAACACUGGUGUGGAUCCCAAAGACAAGGCAACACUAUGAUUUGUAUAUUUUGGGACUUGAAUUUCUUGUGUGACUACCUGAGCCCUGAUGGACUGUAACUUAUACUAUAGAAUAAAUUACUUUUAAUAUACUGUUAAAAUACUCACAAACAGGGGUUCUCUGUGGAAAUAGACUAACUAUGAACUGACACUGGGAUUUCACUGUACAAUUAUACCCUCUGUGCUGUCUACUGUAUCUGCAUUGCAUCUCCACACCAGUGGAAAUGAAUUCCUUUUUAAUGUACGCAUGUCAUCGGUUUUUUGGACUGCUCCUCACCAGUCACCAGGCAGUGUCAGCUCACCUGUACACUAUCUCACCUGAGCUGCUGCCUGUGGAAACUAAAACUCAGCUUAAGUACCUUGAUUAAAUCUCCAGUCUCUCUUAGAAUGGUUGAUUUCUCUCCUUCAUUACAUGAAGAAAACAAACACUGAGCAACACAGUUUUGUAAUGCUGUCUUUUUUAGCUCAUUUUAGCAGGGUUCCCCUCAGGAAACUGAUGAGGGGAGAUGUAAGCCCCUCACCAUAUGUUCAAAGCCCUGUAUGACAGAGAUCCAGCUUGUCAUCACACAGUUUUAACUGACUUUAUAAUUAGUCAUUUGUCUUAACAUUUAACCAGCUUGGAAGACGAAGACUGACACUGUCCCUGACACUGUGACACACUGCUCUGAUUGGUUAUUACAUGCAAACACGUUAUAUAGAUAGAUAGAUAGAUCAGUCACCUGCUGAGCAGACUCACAUCCUGACACAGUCCUUCUCUUUAUCAGUUAUCAGAUGAAUUCUUGAAAACAUGGCCUUUGCUGUGUUUGGAAGCACCACUGCUUGUUUUGUAUGAUAUUUUUAUAAAAAAGGAACAUUUCUUCUGAUAUUAGUGGAGAGGCUCUUUAUUUCACUUCCACCAGACAUGCUGCAGGAAACCUGCUCAGUUACAAUCUUAACAAGUGAAGCAUAAAGACACGAGAAUUUCUCUCUGCUGCUUUUAAACUCACAGUCUUUGAAUAUGAAAUCAUCAUAACACUGUGGCACAACAGGAUGAUAACAAUGUCCUUAAAGGACAUAGUGAACUAAUUGCUGCCACAGGAGGAAAAACAGCAUUUCGCCUACCUCAUCUGGUAUGAAUUAGGCUCAAUGCUAAGCAUGUAUUCAAAUAUAAAAAUGCUAUUAAGAGUCAUGACUAAAUCUCCCCUUUACUUUUCCACUGAAGACUUGACUCUAUUGAGUCUUUACUUUUUUGUUCUAAUGAACUCUGAAACACAGAACUUCAGUCCAGCACAGGGGUCGUGAGGUGCAUUAAGAAUGAUUUGAAACCUGUCAAAGGCUUUUAAAACAAACCCUCAUAUGCCCAAUGCUCACUGAGUGUAAUGACUGAUCACCAGGCCUAUAGGUGUUUUCUCCGUAGUCGUCCAACGGGCUGCUUCACCCACCUGAGCGGUCCCAGCUUACAAACAAAGCCUCCUUGUUUAUCAAGUCCUCUUUUUAAUCUGUCAUCUGAAAAGUGUGUAAGUGUGUGCGUAUGAACAUCCAUCACUGUCAAAAGGAAAUGCAGUCAUUACUGGUGUAUACUUUCACAUCCUGAAGGAAUCAUUUUAUCAUUAUUAACUGUAGAUACUAUUUAAGGUCACAAUUAAAAUCAAAUCAAAGCCAGAA
Messenger RNA from Seriola aureovittata, 4050 nucleotides. Its product is annotated as receptor activity-modifying protein 3-like. The record is from RefSeq and is a predicted model, not a curated record. Gene Ontology annotation, molecular function: coreceptor activity. Bases 760 to 1257 code for a protein of 165 amino acids. Gene Ontology annotation, cellular component: signaling receptor complex; cell surface; membrane. Lineage: Eukaryota; Metazoa; Chordata; Actinopteri; Carangiformes; Carangidae. The transcript has 4 exons. Gene Ontology annotation, biological process: cellular response to hormone stimulus; intracellular protein transport; G protein-coupled receptor signaling pathway.